Messenger RNA from Adineta ricciae, 1158 nucleotides. The record is from the annotation of a GenBank genome assembly. NCBI's taxonomy places the organism in Eukaryota, Metazoa, Rotifera, Eurotatoria, Adinetida, Adinetidae.
AUGACUGAUCAUGCUUUAUCAAUAUCACCAUCCGUACCAGCAUUAGCGGAAACUAAAUCCAAUUAUUAUAGACUACGGACUCGUUUCAAUCGGCUGUCCAAAGAACGACGAUUGCUCACUUGUCUACUCAUUCUAUUCGCGAUUGUCAUGUGUGGUCUACUGAUUGGAAUUUUCAUUCUAUCCUGGAUAUAUCAAGGUAGGUUGUCUUCGUCAGUUUCUAUGCCGGUGAAGAAAGAAUGGAAUAAUCAAAAUAAUAUCAUAUCUGUACAUACUAAAUACUCAUUCUUAGGACGAACUUCGAUAAUCUAUCGAGAAGUUAAUAAUACUACUACUAAUGUCGGUGUCAGCGUUGUUGAAGCUUUACCGCGACAUGAACGAUACACAUUGAUCGCACUUAACAAUAAUAGCAGUCUAGCGACAAGUGUUAUUCAUACAAUAUCAUCGACUACAACUACAGAAAAACAACUAGCUCGUUAUGGUGAAUCGUGCGAUAAUGAUAGCGAUUGUGAGAAUCCGUUUAUUUGCUUCAAAAAAGGAUCGUCAAUACCGGGCAUGUGUCGAUGUCCUUUGAAGUAUGAUUUUAUCAAGGGUCGGUGUGUUGGUGAUCUCAAUGCAUUGUGUACGAAGGAUAUCGAUUGUCAACGAUUUAUGCUCUGUAUGGGCAUGAAGGAUGGAACACGGCAAUGUCAAUGUCAAACACAAUUCCAAUAUGAUAACGAACGACGACGAUGUCGUGGCGACUAUGAAGCUCCAUGUGAAAGCAGUGUGGAUUGUCGAACAAAUCUUAUUUGUAAUAAAACUGCAACAUCGGCAUUUUGUUCAUGUGAAUCUCAUUAUCACUACUAUCCAAACGGAAAGAAAUGUCGCGGUAAUCCAGGUGCUGUAUGCGAUCGAUUAACAGCUGAGUGUGUUGAUAAUGCUGAAUGCCGUGAUGGUGCAUGCGAAUGUUCGAAUCAAUUCGUACCGGAUGAAAACAAAGUGUGCGUUGAUCCAUGUCCAACAAAACUCACAAGUCAACCGCGCAUUCGUUAUCCAGGCAAUUGCCGACGUUUUAUUGACUGUCAGCAAAAAUCCAAAACAGAAUGUCCAGAAAUGACCAUAUUCAAUUUACGCACCCAACUCUGUGACUAUCCGAAAAAUGUCUUUGAUUGUCGAUAG